Molecule: messenger RNA, 3036 nt
Organism: Micropterus dolomieu (smallmouth bass)
Lineage: Eukaryota; Metazoa; Chordata; Actinopteri; Centrarchiformes; Centrarchidae
Gene: sncgb
Product: synuclein, gamma b (breast cancer-specific protein 1)
Exons: 5
Coding region: 258-599 (113 amino acids)
Biological process (GO): chemical synaptic transmission; synaptic vesicle endocytosis; synapse organization
Cellular component (GO): cytoplasm; neuronal cell body; axon terminus
Molecular function (GO): cuprous ion binding
Source: RefSeq, a predicted model, not a curated record
CUCAGUCUCCGUGCUGUAGCCUUGCUGUGCGGUCGUCUGAGCACUCUGUUGUAGCACCAAAGGGAGGAGGAGCCAACGGCGCACACACACACACACACACACACACACACACGCAAACUCACAUAGACACACACACUCUGACAUCUCAUAUCAUCUCUUCUGCACGCUCACUGUAAGCACCAGACAGCAAGUCUACCAGCCAGCCAGCCAGCCAGGCCCGUUUGGAGCAGGGGAGCCCAGCCGUCUCGUCGCCCAAGAUGGAUGCAUUGAUGAAAGGGUUCUCAAUGGCCAAGGAGGGAGUGGUGGCCGCCGCAGAGAAAACCAAAGCUGGAAUGGAGGAGGCAGCAGCCAAGACCAAGGAAGGGGUGAUGUAUGUAGGCAGUAAGACAAAGGAGGGAGUUGUGUCAUCAGUAAACACAGUGACCAACAGGACCGUGGAUCAGGCCAACAUCGUUGGGGACACAGCGGUUGCUGGGGCCAACGAAGUGUCACAGGCAACCGUGGAGGGUCUCGAGAAUGUUGCCGCAUCGACCGGGGUGAUCAACCAGGGAGAAUAUGGAGGAAUGGAGCAGGGUGGGGAAGGAGGAGAGGGGUAUUAGUCUUCUUCAGGACCUCGCCUCCCGUGUUCUCCGGCGGCCCCUCGCUCCCCUCGCCUCGCUGUACCAGACUCCAGAUGUCCAACAUAUUUUUUUGUGACUUUACAGAACCAAAAUCAACUAAAACAGACUCUUCCGGAUGCCGCCCCUCAACCCCCAACUCCCCGUCUGCCUCGUCACUCAGUGAUGCUCCCACCUGUCCUCAUCCCUUCUCCUCCCCUCUGACUUUCUGCAGCCUGUAGCGUAACCUCCACUGCCCGUCUUACCCUCACCUCACCCGUGUGUUAGUGUCAUCCUGAUAUGAACCCCGGUGUUGUUAUCGCCCCCACGCCUACCCACCCAUAGGGAAAUCUCACACACAAACACACACGUACACACAAACAAAAAGAGAUACACCUUCAUUUGACACAUGCAUGAAACACACACAUACAGUACAUACAGUCAUAGCCAGCACAGACGCACACACUGGGCAAACAUGUGUUAAUUAACUGUAGGAUUUUAGGUGUGUAAAUACAGCUAAGCCUUUGCAGUCCACCACAAUAACAAUAACUCACUGCGAGACCGAGGCAGGGUGUGAGAGGGUGUGAGAUCUGCUGUUUGUGCGCCUGUGUGUCCACAAUAGCUUAUAUAUAUAUGUGUGUGUGGGUAUCUGUGCGCGCACAUAUGUAGCUGCUGGCAUAUAAAAUAAAUCUCCAGAGGCUUGAGCAAGGAAUUCGUGCAUUGAGGACAGAUAUCAUUCUGUUAUGUGUGCAGUAGUUAGCUAGCUACAAUAGGCUGCAUGAACAGAUGUGUAGAAUGACUUGUCUUGUGCUGUAACUAUAGAGUAGCGGCUGUUAUGUGUAGCUUUGUAUGGAUUAGUGUGUGUCGCGCCUCAACAUUUAGAAACAGGGUUAUCACAGUGUCAUUAACCAGUAAGCAAUACACAAAGUCCUUUCUUAUCAGCUUUUAAGAGUCGCUCCUUGAAUUGUGUUAUUAACAAGUUAAUUAGUUUCAAAAAUUCAAAGAUUUCUCUGUUUCUCACAAAGCAAAAGUUGUAUAUAAUUUUAUAAUUUUUGUAUAUAGCAUUUGCUUUGUGAGUUGCAUAAAGGGAACAACACACUGUCUCUCAUUUUACAACCCUGCUGUAAUAUGACAAAUAAAUGUACCUUGUAUAGCGUUAAAUAUUUGUGGCUAAAAAAGCAACAUUUAAAGUGAAAUGAAAGAACAUAUUAGCUAUAAAUAAUUAAGAGUUUAACAGUUAAUAAGUGUUGGUUUAAUUAGAUUUGUCAGGGUCAUCUCCCUGCAAACAACCAGAGUCUGAUAUUUAAAUUGUAAUUGGUUCAUGGAAUUAUCCUUCUUUCCAACACAUCCCAGCCCACUUCAAACUAGCACUAAGAGCACCAGUUUCGCUCUAAUUGUAUAAAUAUAAUGUGAUCAUGUAUGCAGGACCCCAUCACUUAUAGUACUUAAGAAGCUGAUUAACUUCUUCAACCCAGUCAUUACAAACUUAAUGUUAAAACCCUCACGGGAUUGUCUGUUAAAUCCUAGUAGAAUAUGUCAUGCAGAACUUCAGUCCUGGGUUUGAAUAUUCCCCUCACAGGAAACAUCAAAUAGCUUUUCAUGAAGAGCUCAAACAAGCUGAUACAGAAUAUAUGUCAGACACAAGGCAAUAAGACUUUUCACAUUAAAAGCUACUUCUGGCAAAAGCUGGGUUUACAAAAAAAAAUUCAAGGAGGAAAUAUAAGCAGCUGAUAUUGAUUGCUUCUUGUUAUUGUGUAGUUGCUUUUAAGUCUUUGUUAAAGUGGUCUGCAUGCCAUCGGACGAAACAAGCAGUCUUAUUACAGUUAUUCAGAUUUCUGUGUUGAAAAACAUCAUUCAGUGAGGGAAUCAGUCCGCUAAGAGAGGAGAAUGAAAGUUUGAGUUUAAUCAGCUUUAUGUGUAGCUCUGUGAACAGCUUGAAUUCUGGGAUAUGUAGUUGUUUUUUAGGGUAGUUUUUAUUUCACACUAACUGGUCUGAACCCUCUCAGUGCGAUCACCUUUCACUGCUCGUCUGCCCGGCAAUAGUGUGUGUGUCUGAAUGCACUGUAUGUGUGUGUGUGUAUCUACACGUGUGUGUUAACAUAGAACCGGUUCAGCCAGCAAAGUGUGUGAGUGUGUGUUUGUGUCUGGAUCAGGUUUGUGUGUUUUUACUUUGAGGCCAAUGGAAACUGAUGACUGCAUGUUGCCUUAUCAAGCAAUCUGACAUUCACACACACCCAUACACAUAAGACUACACACUACACCACACUUGUAUCAACACACACACACACACACACACAGCACACUAAACAAGACAAAUCACAAAUCCCACCUGAAAUACACAAACACAAAUAUCGCACACCAUGUUUAAGUUGGCAUCAAAGCAGACUCGCUGAUUUUAUAAACAGUAGCAGUGAAAUUAAAAAGGUUUUGUUGAAAUCCA